This is a messenger RNA of Wyeomyia smithii (pitcher-plant mosquito), 3522 nucleotides long. RefSeq names its product importin-13 (gene cdm). Gene Ontology annotation, molecular function: small GTPase binding. NCBI's taxonomy places the organism in Eukaryota, Metazoa, Arthropoda, Insecta, Diptera, Culicidae. Gene Ontology annotation, cellular component: nuclear membrane; cytoplasm. The record is from RefSeq and is a predicted model, not a curated record. Gene Ontology annotation, biological process: protein import into nucleus. The coding region runs from base 285 to 3269 and encodes 994 amino acids. The transcript has 8 exons.
AAAAAAAAAAGAACAGAUCGAAAAAAUUGCUUCCAUGCUUGGCUUGGCUGCUGCUGUCGUUGUUGCGUACACAAGUGUCAUUAUUUUUCUAUUUAUAACAGUUUAGUUGCUUCUAUUGCGUUCCAUAUUUUAGCUAUUUGAUCAACCGAUUUAGGUUGUAAUGAGUAAGUGAGCUCGCGAGGACUCUGAAUGGCCGAUUAGCCACGAGCAAGAUUUCCCAUCGCAAAGUUGCCAAAAAAGAACGGUACCUUUAACAAUCGUGUGAAAAUAUAAAGGUCGUCAAAAUGGAUGUUCGCAUGAUCGAAGAAGCGGUUCUUACAUUCUACCAGAGCGGUACUCACAAGCAAGAGGACACCCACCAGUGGUUGCAGCAGAUUCAAGAAAGUCCGCACGCAUGGUCCUUCUGUUGGGAGCUGAUGCAGCUUAAUAAACCUUCGGAGAUUCAGUUUUUUGGAGCCAUCACUUUGCACUCGAAGCUGACUAAGUUCUGGGGUGAAGUACCCAAAGAAGCACACAAUGAGUUCAAGCAAAAGUUGCUUGAAAGUAUAGUCAUGUUUGGCAAUGGUCCAAAGAUUGUGCUAAGCCAGCUCUGCAUUUCGUUGAGUGUGUUUAUUGUGCAUAUGCUGGAACAUCCCACGGUAAUCGAGGAAGUGACCGGGAUGUUUUUAAAUGAACAACUUGGUACCCUAUCGAAAAAUACACAGCUCGAAAUUUUGAUGUCGGUGCUGGAGGGAAUUCCAGAUGAGGCCGAGUCAGUGCACACCCAGAUUCCAAGAUCGAUGGUUCGAGAAGAACUGAACAAAAAAGCGGAAUUCGCGACCGGGACGGUUAUUAACUAUCUGAGCGGGAAAUUGAACGACGGCCGGUUUGACGAAAGCGAAAUGAAUGUCCUCAUCAAUGCAACCAAGUGCUUGGCAACCUGGUUGAAGUACGGCAAUGUGCGACUCGAUGAAUGCGAAACGAUGGUUCAAGUGCUGCUGAAAAUUAUUCACUAUUGCUACUGGAAGGAACCGAAGGAUGAUGGCUGCCUGUCUCAAGAGGACAGUGAUCUGGCGGAAACUGCCGUGAAGGUGUUGGUGAAAAUAAUGAGUUCUCAAAACUGCAACGGACACAAGUACUCAGCAACGGUCGUUCGCUAUAUGCAUUUAUUUCUGGACGUUCUGGGACCGAUCUUGGAUGUAGAGUGGAAGGAGAAUAACGACAACGAGAAUUUGGCGUUUGUCAUUUACACUCUCUUUCUGUCGACCCUGGAAUGCUACUCCUCGGCGAUCUUCGCCGGGAUUCUUUCGGACAACGAGCAGCUUGCCAAGGUGUACGGCAGAACCGUAGAUUUGCUGGUCAAGUGUACCGAUAAACCCGGUACAUAUCCCGUGGAUGAAUCUUGCAGUACAUUGGCGAUGGAAUUCUGGUACAUGCUACAGGACGAGAUCUUUUCGAUGCCAAACGACGAACGCAAAACGAAAUGCUGGGAUGCCAUCAAGCCCGUCUAUGCGCAUAUUGUGAAGGUUUUGAUACGAAAAAGCCAACUACCUAACGACAGUGUACUGCACAAAUGGAACUCCGAUGAUCUGGAAACGUUCCGCUGUUAUCGGCAAGAUAUCGGAGAUACAUUGUUAUCAUGCCACGAUGUUUUAAAUGACAUAAUGCUGGAUGUACUCUCGGAAGCGCUGGAUGAGUCGAUAUUGUACCUAAAUUAUGACCCUCAGAAUACAGACAGCUGGCCACUCUUGGAAGCGACCAUACACGCAUACUGUUCCAUAGCUCAGAAGAUAGAAUACGCUGAAUAUCCACAAGUCGUUAAACUGCUCAAAGUAUUGAACGAAAUUCCGUACGAAAAGUAUAGCGAUAAAUUACUUGGUAUGGCAUUAGAAACCGCUGGAGCUUAUAGCGAUUGGAUUAGCGAUAAUCCAAAGUACCUGCCAUCAGCGAUCGAGUUGCUCGUUAAGGGACUUAGUUCGACGCAAGCAUCACAAGCAACGCUUGGACUUAAAGAUCUCACCUCCGAGUGCCAAAAGGAAAUGACUCCGUUUGCUUUGCCACUUCUCGAUGCCUGCCGAUCGACUCUCCAGGGUGGUCAUUUAAAAAAUUCCGAAAUGAUCCGACUCAUGUAUACUGUCGGAAACAUUAUGAGCGUAAUCUCGUACGAUCAAAUCAUUCAAUAUCUGGACAUUAUGGUUUCGCCCUGCUUCGAAGAACUUCAAGCAAACGUUCAGAACCAGGAGAAAAGCGAUGCGGCCAAAGGACGUGUAAUUCUACGGCUGGAAAUGAUCUCGAAGUUGUUCUCUUCGCUCAAUACACGCAAGUUGAAUGUUGCACAGCGCACAGAAAAAGAGGACGAUGAGCUGCAGCUCGUUCCCACGCAAAGCAACCAAUCACAACCUGUCCAACCGAUACUGUUGAUACUGGAAAAGACCAUGGGUCUGCUGAAAAACCUUUGCACCCUUUGGAUCCACGACGAGAGUGUUAUCGAAACAUUGUGCAAAGCGCUACAGCAGGCGCUCACCAAUCUGAUGGACGAUAUCAAACCACUUCUGAACGACAUGUGCGGUCUCAUACUGAUGAUCUUCGCCAACAAGUGCGCUCCGUCCGCUGUGGAGAUGGCCGGAAAUUUUAUAUUGAUCUUUUAUAACGAUCCGGAAAGUCAAGAGAGUAUGAAGCAACUAUUCUCAGCCAUCCUGGAGUAUAACUUUGGGCAAAUGCAGCAAUACGAUGAACACCAAAAACUAUCUGAUGUUGCUGAUCUUAUCGAAACAUUUUACAUGUUCAAUACUCGAAUAGUGAAAAAGAUGGCCAUUUGCUACAGUGCCGUGCAGGCCGACUGUAUUAAGUUAAUUGAAUACGCUAUGAAGAGCAUGAUACUUCCUGAGACGGGUCCAAUUAAGAAAAGCGUCGGUUUUCUGUCGGUGUUUAUCAAGGAAUCGCGUAACUAUCCGCUGAUGAUGAACGCCGUAGCAGCUCAAGGCGAGAACCUGCUGCGCAACACCUUCUUAUGUCUUGGCGGAUACACACCUCGAGCUCAUGUUGAUGUGUUUGCCGACAUUUUUCUUGCUCUGAAUUACAAAUACCCCAGCGAUUUCGCUCGUUGGAUAAAAGUUCUCGAGAAGCCAAACUUUCCCACAUUCUUUGUCAGUGCAACAGACAAGGAACAGUUCAUCAAAAAAGUUAUCAAGGAAAAGGUCAACCGAAGGCUAGUGCAGGAGCACGUGAGAAAGUUUGCGGCAAUGUGUCGAAAUACCGUCGAAUGGGAGAUAGAUUUUAGAACCAGCUAAAAAAUAUGUGAUUGUGUAUGUCUGUAAAACGCGCUCAGCUGGGUUGCAUCCGAUUGUGAUUUUAGAUUUUAGGUUCGGUAUUACGAAAAAAAAGUUUAAGCAAUGUUUUGAAUGUAGUCUAGUGGAACGAAUUCGGUUCGUUUUCAACACUCCUCCCUCCUCUGAUUGCCAGUGAUACGUAUAAAAGAAAACCAGUUCUUAGACCUACAUGUGUGCAACAGCGAAUAUAUGUGAGACAAUUUUAAAAGACUAA